UUAAAGGUGAAUCAAUAUUUCAUGUUUUGAAGGAUUACUUCAUUGAAAAAGCAAUUCCUUUAUCAAAUAUAAUAUCAGCAGCUACAGUUGUAUGAAGAAAAUGACGAACACCUUCAUCAAUUACUCCUUCACACUGAAGUACGCUGGCUGUCGAGAGGCUUAUGUUUGACAAGAUUUUUUGCACUUUUUGAGACUAUUUUAGAAUUUCUGGAUACUAAAGAUAAAAUUUUAAAAGAAAAUUUAAUGAAGAGGAAAACAGACAUCGCCUAUUUAACAGAUUUGUUUACAAAACAUAAUAUGGUUAAUUUGCAGUUACCAGGCGACAGUUUAAAUUUGAUUAAAACAAAGUCCAUCUUAUCAGCGUUUCUUGCCAGAGUUAAACUAAUGAAGCAAAAUAUCGGAUUUUCUCAGUUCCCCAAUUUGUCAUAGACAAGCUACCAGGAAGACGACGUUUCAACUUACGUUCAACAUUUACAUGCCCUCUAUUCAGAUUUUGAAUCUAGGUACAUAUGAGGAUAUUUUGACUAUGGUAAUACCAUCGUGGAUAGUUAAUCCUUAUGGUGACAUAGAAGAAACGAAUGUCAUAAUACAAGAGGAACUGACUGAACUAAGUACAAACGAAGAACUCCAGGUUCAGUUUAAAAACGGAUAUCAGCAAUUCUGGCUGCAAAACAACAUACCCGUUACUUAUCCCAAGAGACCUACACUGGACCGAAUGUUCGCUUCGACGUCACAAAGAAAUGAUGAUGGUUUGCGGGCGUCUUACAAUAUCUCGUUACUUAUAGCAAAAUCCGGAAAACCGCAUACUAUCGGAGAGAAGUUAAUUUUGCCAGCCGUUGAAGAGGUUUUAAAAACUGUUUUACACAAACCUGCAUCUGAUAUCAUUAAAAGAAUUCCCUUAAGCAACAAUACUGUUGAAAGGCGUAUUGAUGAAAUGAGUUCUGAUAUUGAAAGCUUCUUAUGUAAUUAUUUGCAAACGACCCAUUCCUCUAUACAACUGGACGAGUCAACUUUACCUGAUAAUGCAGCAUUAUUAUUGGCAUAUGUUCGUUUUAUUAUGAAUCAAGAAAUCUACGAAGAACUGCUCUUCGCAAGAACUUUGAUAACCGACACUAAAGGUGAAUCAAUAUUUCAUGUUUUGAAGGAUUACUUCAUUGAAAAAGCAAUUCCUUUAUCAAAUAUAAUAUCAGUAGCUACAGAUGGAGCACCUGCCAUGAUUGCACGUUAUCGUGAAUUUAUAAGCUAUUUAAAACAAAAUGUGUCAGGGGUGUUAGCAAUACAUUGCGUCAUCCAUCGACAACAUUUAGUUGCUAAAAAUUUGAGUGUUAGAUUGCAUGAAUCACUUCAUUUAGUCAUUGAUGCAGUAAGCCGAAUCCGAAGCAACGCGUUGAAUACGCGGUUUGAGGAUAUUUUGACUAUGGUAAUACCACCGUGGAUAGUUAGUCCAUAUAGUGACAUAGAAGAAACCAAUGUCAUAAUACAAGAGGAACUGACUGAACUAAGUACAAACGAAGAAUUUAAAGUUCAGUUUAAAAACGGAUAUCAGCAAUUCUGGCUGCAAAACGUACCCGUUACUUAUCCCGUAGGUGGUAGACGGUCUGUGACUGUCGAACAUGAAGGUACCACCCGGCGGAUCUCCGAGGCGGGGACAGAAUGUGUCAUGUUGCAGUGCCUUAGGCCUUCGGGGUGGUUUAAGUACAAGAUGUGGGAGAGGAGUAGAGAGAAAGCGAAUUCCAUGGCAAUGCUGAUGAGAUGUUCACUCCUCAGCGCAGCAUAA
Molecule: messenger RNA, 1777 nt
Organism: Acanthoscelides obtectus
Lineage: Eukaryota; Metazoa; Arthropoda; Insecta; Coleoptera; Chrysomelidae
Source: the annotation of a GenBank genome assembly